Molecule: messenger RNA, 610 nt
Organism: Drosophila busckii
Lineage: Eukaryota; Metazoa; Arthropoda; Insecta; Diptera; Drosophilidae
Product: thioredoxin, mitochondrial
Exons: 2
Coding region: 67-492 (141 amino acids)
Biological process (GO): cell redox homeostasis
Cellular component (GO): mitochondrion
Molecular function (GO): protein-disulfide reductase activity
Source: RefSeq, a predicted model, not a curated record
CCUCAUAAGCAGCAGCAUAGAAAAAUUUCUAAGCAUACAAAUAUUUUUAUAAAUAAAUUUCCGAAAAUGUCUGCAAAGAGCACAGCUGCGAAAAUGAUGAUGAAGCCCUUGAUGCAGGGCUACAGUACGGCGGCAAAGCAGCGCACAGCGAUCUUCGAUGUGGAGACGCUCAAGGAUUUUGAGAGCAAAGUGAAGCGCAGCGACAAGCCCGUUGUGGUGGAUUUUCAUGCAACUUGGUGUGUGCCCUGCAAGGCGUUGGAGCCACGUCUGAAGAACAUUGUGUCGGAGCAGGCGGGCAAGGUGCAUUUGGCACGUGUCGAUAUUGAUGAGCUGACGGAACUGGCUUUGGACUAUGAUGUGGGUUCGGUGCCCUCGCUGCUGGUUAUGCAUAAUGGGAAGGUGCUGAAUCGCAUGGUGGGACUGCAGACAACCGAGUGCAUACGCGAUUGGCUCAACAGGGUCGUAAAGAAAUCGCAGACAAAGACUCGUUAGUCCAAUUCAGUGUGAGAAGCGUGCAUUUUGUAAGACUGACUAGAAAGUUUCUUGGGAAAAUAAAUGAAACGAAAAGUAUGUAGCUCGAUAUGCUCGGCAGCAUCAAAUGACAAACACG